Molecule: messenger RNA, 822 nt
Organism: Fibroporia radiculosa
Lineage: Eukaryota; Fungi; Basidiomycota; Agaricomycetes; Polyporales; Fibroporiaceae
Exons: 8
Coding region: 1-822 (273 amino acids)
Molecular function (GO): oxidoreductase activity, acting on the CH-OH group of donors, NAD or NADP as acceptor
Source: RefSeq, a predicted model, not a curated record
AUGUCCGAAGAGUACCGCAUUGCCGUGGUCACUGGUGCGGGGCAGGGAAUCGGCAGGACGAUUGCAUUACGACUUGCAGAUGAUGGAUUUGACGUCGCUGUGAACGAUCUUGCAAGCAAUUCGGAUGCUCUCGCGUCGCUUGUGGGAGAGCUGCAGAUGAAAAGACGACGAGCCAUUCCGAUUGUUGCAGAUAUAACGGAGGAGGCUAAUGUCGAGGGAAUGAUAGCCAAGGUGGUACAAGAACUAGGAGGAUUGGAUGUCAUGGUAGCAAACGCUGGUAUCGGUGGAUUGCUAGUGCCGCUCACAGAACUACCGGUGAAAGAGUGGGAUCGCGUCGUUGCGGUCAACCUGCGUGGUGUUAUGUUGUGUUACAAACAUGCAGCAGAACAAAUGAUCAAGCAGGGACGCGGAGGGCGAAUCAUCGGCGCCUCCUCGCAACUGGGAAAACAGGGACAAGCGUCUGCGUCUGCGUACUGCGCGACAAAGUUCGCAGUAAGAGGGCUCACGCAGUCACUUGGUGAUCUCACUUGUAUCAUGACUUUGCUCGUUCUCACCCUAAUGCAUUUCGACACAGCGCUGGAACUCGCUGAACACAAGAUCACAGUGAAUGCGUAUGCUCCGGGAACCGUUGAUACGCCCAUGUCACGGGGCUUCUUGGGCGACGAGUGGUUUUUGAAUACCCGGCAAAGAGGAGAGAUGAAUCCAUCAGUUUUUGCAGAACCAACUGUUAUAGCGAGUAUCGUGUCGUAUCUAGUCAAACCAGAGACAUAUUUCGUUACGGGGCAAGCCAUUAACGUGAAUGGAGGGACAUUGAUGGACUAA